CACCUUCAUCUUCUUUCCCCGAACACACUCACCACAUCCUCAACACCUCAACCACCCAAAAUGUUCAUAAUAGCUCCACCACCUGUCACCCUCGAAGACCUCCAAGCCUUUCAAGCAAAACACUUCCCCGGAAGCACACAACCCCUGACGAACACCCUCGCAGAACAACACCCAAUCCAACAAGAAGGAGAAGAAUACUACUAUGACGAAGAGGAAGACGACCUGGGCUACUACCCCGACGGAGUAAAACGCACUCUCACGGACGAACAGAUCCGGAUCUUCAGACAUAGUGAGAUUCAUGCGUUGCUGAGAGAAAAGGAACUGCGGGAGGAGGAGGAAGCGGAGGCAAGGGCUGAAGCUGAAGCCGAGGCGGAAAGAGAGCGCACGAAAGCGAAAUAUGCAGCUGCAGACGCAAAGCCUGUCACUCUGUCAACAGCGACAGUGACGGUGGCGCCUGUGCGGGAAGCCCAACAAACUACCCAGACUCGGCCGGAUGAAGAUACUCCUAUGGAUUACGGGGAUGGUGGUUCUGCCCCAUCUCGGUCGUAUGGGGAUGCUUCGGCCUCUACUUCUAGACGUGCACCGCAGUUCCCGGGGAGGAGAAUUAUCUCGUAUGAUGACUGA
Aspergillus sclerotioniger CBS 115572 is the source of this 624-nucleotide messenger RNA. RefSeq lists its product as uncharacterized. The record is from RefSeq and is a predicted model, not a curated record. NCBI's taxonomy places the organism in Eukaryota, Fungi, Ascomycota, Eurotiomycetes, Eurotiales, Aspergillaceae. Bases 61 to 624 code for a protein of 187 amino acids. The transcript has 2 exons.